AUGGCUAUACUGAUUCGGUAUACCCGAAAUACACCUUUGAUAAUUAUUGUUUGUGGGGGAUCAUAUAGAUGUGGCAAAUCUUCUUGUGGAGACUUGGAUACCGUUAUCACUCAUCCUGAUGGGGAAAGCCACAAAGGCUUUUUACCUAGGUACAUUCAAUAUUUGAAGGACAUCAACUUUCUGAGAGAGGAUCUUGUAUUUAGCAUGCAUAGCACUGGUGGAACAGAUUCUAGGGUUGACACAUACUUCGGUCUUUGCACACAUCCUGGACAAGAGCUGCGACAUCACAUUGACUUUAAGGUCCAAGUAUAUAGUCGUGGAGUGGAUUAAAAUGCGUUUAUACACUUUUUGAUUUUGUUAUCAUGUUAUUUUUAUUUUUUUGUAACUUUUUUAGUAUAACAUGUGAAUGAAUAUUAUUGUUGUGAUGUGUGGAUAUUGCUUUUUAGUUUAUCAUUUCAACAACAAUUUAAAAAAAUUUUGUUGAUUGUGUUUUCUCA
This is a messenger RNA of Ananas comosus (pineapple), 497 nucleotides long. Its product is annotated as DNA polymerase lambda-like. Gene Ontology annotation, molecular function: DNA binding; DNA-directed DNA polymerase activity. Gene Ontology annotation, cellular component: nucleus. The coding region runs from base 1 to 330 and encodes 109 amino acids. NCBI's taxonomy places the organism in Eukaryota, Viridiplantae, Streptophyta, Magnoliopsida, Poales, Bromeliaceae. Gene Ontology annotation, biological process: double-strand break repair via nonhomologous end joining. The record is from RefSeq and is a predicted model, not a curated record. The transcript is spliced from 6 exons.